GUAUUUGAAGAGACUCACACAGUCACAGAGGGACAAGACUUCACAGCAGAAUGUGUUUUUUUUUUUUUCUAUGGAAGUAAAAGACUCUUCUGUAAAAAUGACUGUGAUAAAAAAAAGAAACAUUUUGGUGGAGACUACAGGACGUCGAGCUGAGAAAGACAGAUACAGUCUUCAGUUUGAUGAAUGGACCAAUAUAAUGACAGUGGGAAUCAAGAAGGUGCAACUGUCUGACUCUGGACAAUACAAGUGCAAGUUGGAAAGGACUGGGCCUGAUGGCCAUGAAACAUUUCAGAUUAGUGUCCUCAAAGUCAGACCCACACAGAGGCCUGGUCCAAGUCCUGAUCCUGGUUUUGACCCAGAUCCUGAUCCAAGUCCUAGUCUGAAUCCAAACUCUACUAUCAGACCUGAACAUGAACUACAGUCUGAGGCUCCACACAGAUCUUCACAAACAGGUUCUGUGCUGUACAUUGGAGUGACUCUUGCAGUGAUUCUGAUGAUCUUCUCAGUUGUUCUUUUAAUAUUUUACUGCAAAAAGAAAGAAAACAAACCCACAGAGUUUGCGGUGAACAGAGAGUUGGGGGAAGUUCCAGAGGGGGACAGGGAGUACGAGGAGGUGCCGGAGCGACAGGUGCAGAGCACAUCUGACAGGGGUUCUGACAUUUACAGUUUGGCCUCAGCUCCAGCUCACACACAGGUGGACUCAGGGCUGUACUCUGAGGUGACAGACUUCAGCAGGAACAGCGCCCCCCACAGUCGGGCUGAGGCAGUGAUCUACUCUGCAGUGCAAACUCAAAACACUUCACUGUACUCCAACAUUUCUGCUCUGCAAUAAUAGUUAAAGGUCCCACAUGAUGCUUUGAGGAUGUCAUAACAUUAAUUCUUGUGUAUUUAAUAUUGUUUGUUUUUUUCUUACUUUCCUUUUGAACAGCUGAAUAAGAUGUGGUCAGUGUUGGGAGUGUUACUUUUAAAAUGUAUUCCCCUACAGAUUACAGAUUACAUACCCCAAAAUGUAGUUUGUAACGGAAUCCAUUCAAUUACUUAAAGUGAGUAAUGUAAUCUGAAUACUUUGGAUUACUUGAUUUGCUGUAGAGAAGCAAAGACGAGGAAAUCGUAACAUAAGAUGUUUUAUCUGCUAAAAGAAAAUGAAAAGCCCAGACUUUACUGAACCAAAUUAAAAAUAUUAUUGAUAGAAGAUGAGGAGACACGCUCCUCGCAGCUUGGUUUAGUCAGGUUUUAGACCUGGUUUUAGACCUGGUUUUAGACCUGGUUUAGACCGAGUUUAGACCUGGUUUAGUCCUGGUUUAGUCCUGCUUUAGACCUGGUUUAGACCUAGUUUAGACCUGGUUUAGACCUGGUUUAGACCUGGUUUAGACCUGGUUUAGUCCUGCUUUAGACCUGGUUUAGACCUGGUUUAGACCUGGUUUAGUCCUGGUUUAGUCCUGCU
Messenger RNA from Boleophthalmus pectinirostris (great blue-spotted mudskipper), 1444 nucleotides. RefSeq lists its product as uncharacterized. The transcript is spliced from 6 exons. NCBI's taxonomy places the organism in Eukaryota, Metazoa, Chordata, Actinopteri, Gobiiformes, Gobiidae. The coding region runs from base 71 to 832 and encodes 253 amino acids. Gene Ontology annotation, cellular component: plasma membrane. The record is from RefSeq and is a predicted model, not a curated record. Gene Ontology annotation, molecular function: transmembrane signaling receptor activity.